CCCGGAAGAAAAAAAAAAAAAAAAAAAAACCGAAUUUGCAGAUCCCCCUCAGAUCUCUGAUUUAGAUCCCAACCAAACUUUGAUUUGAUCUCCAUUAUUCAAUCAUUCAGAAGGAGGAGAAUGAGUGGUGGGAGUCAGUUAUUCGAGUAUUUCGUGGUAUGUGGAAUAGGUGCAGAAAUUAGAACAUUAGACGACGAAAAAGGUUUUUACGGAACCUCUGUUUUCUAUUUAGCUUCUUUACUUGAUCAAUACCCCCCGCCAACUCACACUCUCUAUCCUCCUCCACCUCCCCAGCUUCCCACUUGUGUUUUACCUGCUGGUGUGGAGUUCUAUACUACUGGUUAUGAUUCCGCAAAUCCGUUAUCCUUUCCCCGUAGUUAUCCUAUCGUUUUAACCGAGGGUGAUGGUUCUAAAAUUUAUGUCUAUUGCAUCGCUUUUCGAGAUCCUGUUUGUGACGAUAUUGCAGAAGCUUAUCACAUUCCUGCAAAUUCAUUUGCCGACAAAUGUAUCUGUUUGGUUUCACGUGCUCCCAGUUUUCAUAUUCUGCGUGAAGUACUAGAGGAAAUAUAUCUUCUUUGCUUUUCCUCGAGUGGAAGUUGCAAACCAUUAUGGGAUGUUAUUGCUCAUAUUGUGUCCAAUGUACCCUUGCCCACUCCUGGAAAAGAGCGUGUUCUCUUUGCCAUUGAGAAUAGCUUGCUUUCAGUCGACUUUCCAUCAAAAGAUGGGCUUCCCCAUGCAGAUAUUUCCUUCCAACCACUGAUGCAGUGCUUGGAUGUUGACAAUUUCAUUAAACUGUUUACAGCUGUUUUAAUCGAGAGAAGGGUUUUGCUUCGAUCAAAUAAAUACUCUCUUCUAACACUUGCUUCUGAAGCUAUAUGCCAUCUCAUUUAUCCAUUCCGGUGGCAGCAUGUCUACAUUCCGUUGCUAUUUUUCAGUGGAGUAGACUAUAUUGAUGCUCCUACACCAUAUAUGAUGGGACUUCCUUCAGGUGUUGAUACUACUGGUCUUUCAAUGGACGGCGUAGUGGUUGUUGAUCUUGAACAUAAUUGCAUCACAACGUCCGAGGAAAUACCUCCAUUACCAGAGCCAGAAAAUAGUUCUUUACGUAAUGAAAUUCUGAAGUUAUUACACCCAAAUGUCGUUUGGAUAGACUCAAUGAAGGUUGAUCUUGAGUCAUAUGAGCAAUUUGCAAGAUUUAGCAAGGGCUGGUCACCAGAGAAUGAUAUUCAACUCAGGAUCAUUUUCCUGAAAUUUUUUGCUUCAAUCCUGGGAGGCUACCGCAACUUCAUAGAAAACACCGCAAAUCAAGUGUUCAACACACAGGCAUUUUUGAAGAAGCGCUCCCGUUCAACUCAAAAACCGAUAGAUGAAAUGGUAACUCAGUUUCUAGAGUCUCAAGGUUUCUUGGAUUACUUAGAAAGAGGUUUAGGUUCUGGUGAGAACGGUAAUAAUCUUCUUGAUAAAUUACAAGAUGCAAUCGGACGAGGUCAAAAUCCUUUUUCGAUUUUACCAUCAGCCUCAGCAGAGCCUGAGAUUAUAACCAUAUUAGAUGAGGGUGUGGGAAUAUCAGAAUCUGGUGCCAAAUACACUUAUGACAGGUUCCCUGCCAACUACAGAUCUGAAGAGCAAGAGGAGAAAAGGAAGCAGAUACUAUCCGCAGCUAGUGGAGCUCUUGAGUACACUGUAAAGCAUGGCGCAAGGUCACCUUCAAUGCACAAUGGAGACUCCAAAGGAGAAAGUCUUAGUCCUAGAGAAAGGGCUGCUGAACGGGAGCGCAUGGUCUUGGAUAUCAAAGUGAAGCUGCAGGGUUUGUGGCUACGUCUUCUGAAAUUGGGAGCCACUGAUGAUCCACUUUCAUCAUUUGAAUACGGAACAAUACUUGCUUUGAUAGAAAUUGAUGCAGAGGGGAUUGGUGGUAGUGGCUUUGUUGAAUGUAUAAGGGAACAUAUUCACUCGGGUUGGAAAGGGCAUCUGACUGAAGAGCAGUUUAUUGCAGUGAAAGAACUGUUAAAAACCGCAAUCACCCGUGCUACAUCACGGAAUGAUAUAGCAACUAUCAGAGACGCCCUCGAAGUUUCAGCUGAAAUGUACAAGAAAGAUAGAAACAAUGUUGCAGAUUAUGUUCAGCGACAUCUGCGUUCCCUUGCCAUCUGGGAAGAGUUACGCUUCUGGGAUGUAUACUUCGAGUAUCUUAUGGAAUGCUUUUCAAACAAGUCAACAAACUAUGCGGCUUUGGUCACUGCCCAACUAAUCAUAUUGGCUACACAUAUGGCUGGUUUAGGUCUUCCUGACACGGAUUCUUGGUAUAUCAUUGAAACAAUUGCAGGGAAGAACAACAUUGGUUACAGUCAUAUCAUAAAGCUUAGGGGAUACAUGUCACAUAUCCAGCAACUAUGUGUCGGAUACUGGGGUAUCUAUUCAGUCAAAUCUCAAAAUCUCUCCUCUCUGGCAUUGCCUUCCCCACGCCCCCAAGAUGUUAUAACAGACAAUCAACAACCUGCCGAGGCAUCUGGUAGGAGCUGGGUACAGAGCAUGUUUAGCAGGGAUACUACUUUAAGGGCCAACUCAUUCACCCGUGUGCCUAAAAGUGAGAGUGGUACUACUGGCCAACCUAAAGUACAAUCUAGUAUCCGGACACUUAGGGGCCAUAAUGGAGCUGUCACUGCAUUGCAUUGUGUGACACAAAGAGAAGUUUGGGACUUGGUUGGUGACCGUGAAGAUGCAGGCUUUUUUAUAAGUGGAAGUACAGACUGCACGGUUAAGAUUUGGGAUCCUAGUCUUCGUGGUAAUGAACUCAGGGCAACUUUAAAGGGCCAUACUAGGACUGUGAGGGCAAUUAGUUCUGAUCGGGGGAAAAUUGUAUCAGGAUCUGAUGAUCACUAUGUGCUUGUAUGGGAUAAACAGACAACACAGCUUCUAGAAGAGCUGAAGGGCCAUGAUGCCGAGGUUAGCUGUGCUCGCAUGUUAUCUGGGGAGCGUGUGCUGACUGCAGCAUAUGAUGGAACAGUAAAAAUGUGGGAUGUAAGAACCGAUACAUGUGUUGCUACUGUGGGCCGUUGCUCCAGUGCUGUUCUUUGCAUGGAAUAUGAUGACUCUACCGGAGUCCUCGCUGCAGCCGGAAGAGAUGCGGUUGCAAACAUAUGGGACAUACGAUCUGGUCGACAAAUGCACAAGCUUUUAGGACACUCCAAAUGGAUCCGGUCGAUAAGAAUGGUUGGGGACACUGUAAUCACGGGUAGUGAUGACUGGACUGCCCGAAUGUGGUCCAUAUCUCGAGGAACAUGUGAUGCUGUAUUGGCUUGCCAUGCUGGCCCUGUUCUAUGUGUUGAGUACUCAAAGUCGGAUAGAGGAGUAAUUACUGGUUCAAGUGAUGGUUUAGUCAGAUUUUGGGAAAAUGAGGAUGGAGGACUGAAAAGUUCAAAAAAUGUGACGAUUCAUGGCGGCGGUGUUUUGUCCAUUAAUGCUGGUGAGAAUUGGUUGGGAAUCGGUGCUGCGGAUAAUACAAUGUCUCUCUUCCAUCGGCCUCAAGAAAGAUUAGGUGGAUUCUCUGGCACUGUUUCUAAGAUCUCUAGCUGGCAGCUCUAUAGAACACCACAAAAAACAGUAGCAAUGGUAAGAUGUGUCGCGUCAGAUCUUGAACGGAAAAGGAUAUGCAGUGGUGGACGUAAUGGGCUUCUCAGACUCUGGGACGCAACAAUCAAUAUUUAGAUUCUUGUGGGUAAUUACAAUCAUAAUAUAAAGGAUACUGAAUUUUCUUAUUAGCCGAGCAGUUGAGGUGGGUUGAGGUGGGUGGUAUGAAUAUUUGUUGUGGUGCUACUGUAUAAUAGCUUCAUAGGCAUAACAUUAGUUGUGUUGUACACUUGUAUGUAGUAUAUUCUUUAUUAGCACUAUUUAACAAGUUUCUGGUUGCUACUA
This is a messenger RNA of Erigeron canadensis, 3915 nucleotides long. Its product is annotated as DENN domain and WD repeat-containing protein SCD1. Gene Ontology annotation, biological process: regulation of Rab protein signal transduction. The record is from RefSeq and is a predicted model, not a curated record. The transcript has 31 exons. Gene Ontology annotation, molecular function: protein binding. The coding region runs from base 121 to 3708 and encodes 1195 amino acids. NCBI's taxonomy places the organism in Eukaryota, Viridiplantae, Streptophyta, Magnoliopsida, Asterales, Asteraceae. Gene Ontology annotation, cellular component: cytoplasmic vesicle.